Messenger RNA from Schizosaccharomyces osmophilus, 906 nucleotides. It is a transcript of the gene rpc34, whose product is annotated as DNA-directed RNA polymerase III complex subunit Rpc34. Gene Ontology annotation, cellular component: RNA polymerase III complex. The record is from RefSeq and is a predicted model, not a curated record. The coding region runs from base 1 to 906 and encodes 301 amino acids. Gene Ontology annotation, biological process: transcription by RNA polymerase III. NCBI's taxonomy places the organism in Eukaryota, Fungi, Ascomycota, Schizosaccharomycetes, Schizosaccharomycetales, Schizosaccharomycetaceae. The transcript has 2 exons.
AUGGCCGACCAACUCAAAUCUUUACCUCGUACAGCUCGUCAAUUAUAUGAUUUUAGUUCAACAAAGAUUCCCAAUGCAUUAACUCAACAAGAACUACUCGAUGGAGUUGGCGGUUCUGUCUCGGUGAACAAUUUGAGCAGUUCUCUCAAUUUGCUGCUCAGUAAGCGGCUUUUAGAAGCUCUCCAGCAAGGAAAUACCCUAGUUUAUCGUGCUGUUCCCUUGGAAGAGGCUAAAACAGUUUCUACUAUGGAAGGAGAUGAACAAAUCGUUUAUGAUUUUAUCAAGAAUGCUGGCAAUGAAGGUAUAUGGACAAAGACGUUAACCCUGCGAACCAACUUGCAUGUUCACGUAGUCAAUCGAUGCCUGAAGGCGCUCGAAUCCAAAAAUUUGGUAAAGCCAAUUAAGAGCGUGAAAAAUCCUACCCGCAAAAUAUACAUGCUAUAUGACUUGGUACCCAGUAGUGAACUUACUGGUGGUCCUUGGUUUACUGACCAAGAACUCGAUGUCGAAUUUAUUGAGAAUCUAAAAAAGGUUGUAUACAGGUUCAUUCAUGCUAAAAGCUUUCCACCAAAGAAAAACGCUACUGGCCCCGAUAUGAUAUGGUCUCCUGAGUACAAUGGGUUUCCUACAGCUUUACAAAUACAUACAUGGCUUCGCAACACGAAUAUUACUGAAGUAGAACUUUCUCUUGGAAACGUUAUUUCCUUAGUUGAUGUUUUAAUAUACGAUGGUAAGGUAGAGAAACGCUCUGAUGGCGUUUCCUACCGUUCUGUUCGACCAUCUCCCGAUACUACAAAUGCCUUCACCGAGGUACCUUGUGGUGCUUGCCCAGUGGCAGAUAUAUGUGGUGUAGGAAGUCGGGUUUCACCAGUUACUUGUGAAUAUCUUGACAAAUGGUUGAGCUAG